AUGGGGAAUUGGAUUGAAUUAGAAACCAGAUUACAAAAAAAUGCAACAAUCGAUAAAAGUGUGGAAGAAAAAAUUAACAAAAAUAGAGAACAUUGGAGGCAAGUAUUAUUGAGAAUAAUUUCUGUUGUGAAGACUCUUGCUAAAAAUAGUUUGGCAUUCCGUGGGGACAAUAAGAAGCUUUAUGAAGAAAAUAAUGGAAACUUUUUAAGCAUAAUUGAAAUGAUUGCUGAAUUUGAUCCAAUAAUGAAAGAGCACAUUCGUCGAAUUCAAGAUAGAAAAAUUCAUUACCAUUAUCUUAGUCACAAAAUUCAAAAUGAAUUUAUUCUUCGGAUAUCGAAUAAAAUCAAAUGUGUAAUCAUUAAAAGGGUUAAAGAAGCAAAAUACUUUUCAAUUAUUCUUGAUUGUACUCUGGAUGCAAGUCAUGAAGAACAAAUGUCACUUAUAUUAAGAUGUGUUAAUGUUUCAGCAAGUCCGAUAAAUGUAGAAGAGUUCUUUUUAGGAUUUCUAAAGGUGGAUGAUACAUUAGGGCAAGGGCUUUUUGAUGAAUUUGUAAAUGCUUUGAAAGGUCUUAAACUUGAUAUUAGUGAUGUAAGAGGACAAAGGUAUGAUAACGGUUCUAAUAUGAAAGGGAAACACAAAGGUGUACAAAAAAGAUUACUAGAUAUAAAUCCUAAAGCAUGCUACACUCCGUGUGGUUGUCAUAGUCUUAAUCUUGCACUUUGUGAUAUGGCAAACUCUUGUUCUAAAGCAUCAUCUUUUUUCGGAGUUGUGCAACGUAUGUAUUCAUUGUUUUCAUCUUCCACAAAACGAUGGAAAGUUCUCACAAAUAAUGUUAAAGGUUUUACACUUAAGCCACCAUCACAAACACGUUGGGAAGGUCAACUAGAAAGUGUUAAAGCAAUAAGAUUUCAAGCUCCAGAUAUAAGAAAUGCUUUAAUUCACUUAGCAUAUACUAGUGAAGAUCCUAAAACAAAGAGUGAUGCUGAGUGCUUAGCUACAUAUGAAAUUGAGAAUUUUGAGUUCUUACUUGGCAUGGCUAUUUGGUUUGAUAUAUUGAAUGCCAUUAACAAAGUAAGCAAAAUCAUGCAAACAGAAGACAUGCAAAUUGAUGUUGCUACAGAUCUCUUAAAAGGACUCAUUUCAUUUUUUUGA
Molecule: messenger RNA, 1152 nt
Organism: Cornus florida
Lineage: Eukaryota; Viridiplantae; Streptophyta; Magnoliopsida; Cornales; Cornaceae
Exons: 1
Coding region: 1-1152 (383 amino acids)
Source: RefSeq, a predicted model, not a curated record